AUGAGCGGUUUCAAUCUCACGUUUUUCGGAGAAAACGAAGACGCGGAAGAAGAGUCCGGAUCAGAGUCAGCAGACGAAGGACCGCCUGAAAAGAGUCAAAAGACAGCAAAAAAGGUAUAUGCACAGCAAUUCAGACAUCAGUGGUUAGAGGAUCCAGAAUUUAAGGAUUGGUUGGUACGCCCGCGUCCUGGGGAAAAUGCUUGCUCCUGCAAAUUGUGCAACAAGUCAGUAUCGUGUCGGAAGACUGCUCUUCGACGACACACUCAAUCUGCACAACACAAAAGGGCACUUUCAGAGAUAGCGGCUGGACAAAGACAAGGCAACCUUGUUGAAUGCCUACAACGUCAAAACGAAAUCACCACCUAUAAAGAAACAACAGAGGCUCGAAUGUGCUCCUUCCUUGCACAGCAUAACCUGCCAUUGCAAAUCAAAUUAUAUUGUGUAUUCAUGAUAGUCAUGAAUCAGCUGAAUGUUUGUCACUUAUCAUUUUCAACACAAGUUGAACCAAAUGUGCACAAAACCAGGCAAAAACAAUUGAAACAUAAGUUCCAUGUACUUCCAUCUAGCUUGACCAAUAUUUCAAAAAAUUCCCCAAAAAUUUCCCCAAAAAAUGCGAUUCCCCAGAUCGCUCCCCAAAAAUCCGCCAAUUUCCCCGUUUUGGGGAAAUUUCCCCAAAAGUGAGAGCCCUGGUGACGAAAUUAGGCUGUCUCCCUCGCAACAGCGCGAGAGGGAGAUAAUACGUUAUCUACCGGCGAAUAACAAAAGAAAUCACGUGCGACCUUUGGACAUGCCUAGUACGUAAUUAAAACUUUCGCUUUAAGUAACUGCAGUGUAGCCAUUGUUUAUAUAACGUUUUAACAAUAAAAUAUUUCAUGUGUUUACGUUCAUUUGUUCUUUAAUUUCUUGUUUCUUUGACUAUUGAUAUAUAAUAAAACACUUAUUUACUGAGACCUCGGGAAAGCAGUGUGUUUUGUGGACCCUCGAACGUAGAUGUUUCCCUCGGCUUCGCCUCGGGAAACAUCGACGGUCUCGGGUCCACAAAACACACUGUUUCCCUCGGUCUCAGUAAAUAAGUGAUAACUAUUAUAUAUACACAAGGUCUGGAUAUGAGGUAUUCUGCAAUCUGAUUGGUUCUCUACUGGCCGGAUAUUAGCUCAUGUCCUGCUAGUAGCGGAAAAACAAAAUGGCGGCUCAAACUGAAUUUAAUUUCCGUUGUUUUGUCGGGACUGACAGAACAGAUAAGCCAAUUCUAUAACAUUUUUCAUAGCUAAUAAUUAGUGCAUGACGUAGCCUUAUAAUGAUAGAUUAGAGGAUACAGUUUCAAACAUUUAAGUUAGGCGUAACAGGUACAGAGAGUUAGUGUGAAGUGAAUCUUAGUCACACAUGGAAUCACACAUGGAAUCACACAUGGAAAACACUUUUCGUACAAGUUCUUGAUAGGCAUGCCCCAAUCAGGGAAAAGAGAGUCAAAAGUAAACCAAAUGUUCCUUGGCUCACUAGUACAAUUAAAAAACAAAUCCGCGAACGCGAUCGCCUUAAAUCUCUUGCUAUUAGACAUAAAUCCGAAAAUUACUAGAACGCAUACAAAACCUCUAGAAAUCGCGUAACUGAUGCAUUGCGAGAAACAAAGCAGCAUAUUAUAAAGGAGAAUUUAAGAAAGUCAAACAUGAUCCCAAACAAGCAUGGAAAACUGUGAAUAAAAUCCUAAACCGUAAACAAGAAAGUAGAGAAAUAAAUUGUCUUGAAACACAGAGAGGACAAAUUUCACAUCCAACGGAGUUAGCGGAGUGUUUUAAUAAUUAUUUCACCAAUAUUGGUCCAGAUAUUGCCAAAAAUAUCGACAAUGGUGACAGAAAUUUCAAGGAUUACAUCACGACAACAACUAGUAGCUUUAAUUUUCAAACAGUGUCUGAGUCGAACAUAUACAGACUUCUGUUAUCUCUAAAUCCUCGUAAAUCUACUGGAAUUGACAAAAUCCCUGCUAAAAUUAUUCGCAUUGCUGCUCCUGUAAUUACAAACUCAUUGACAAAAAUUUUCAAUAUGGCCAUUACAAGUGCAACUGUUCCGUUUGAGUGGAAAAUAGCAAGAGUCACUCCCAUAUUUAAAAACGGCCCACGAAACUUAUUAAACAACUAUCGCCGCAUUUCUAUCCUCCCUGUAGUAAGUAAACUUUUUGAAAAAGUAUUAUACGAACAACUCCAUGAGUAUCUUGUUACACAGGAGUUGUUGUCCCCUCGUCAAUUUGGUUUUAGGAAGUUUCAUUCUACAUCUUCUGCUCUUUUAGAUAGUACAAAUGAAUGGUUUAUUAAUAUGGACCGUGGUUUGUUUAAUAUAGCUGUUUUUCUGGACUUACAAAAGGCGUUCGACACCAUAAAUCAUGACAUCCUCUUAACGAAACUUGAUCUUUAUGGCCUACAGAAGCCAUCAUUAAACCUUUUAGGAUCCUAUUUAGCGAAUAGAACCCAAAUGUGCUCCGUUAAUGGCGCUCUGUCGGGCACGAAGUUGGUUACAUGUGGAAUCCCUCAAAGUUCAAUUCUUGGCCCACUCUUAUUCUUGAUCUACAUUAAUGAUCUGCCUAACAGUUUGGAGUACGCGUCGACAAGAAUGUUUGCCGACGAUACGACUCUAACUGUAUCUGGCAAGUCAAUCCAAGAUGUAGAGGUGGCCAUAAAUCAUGACCUUACCAACGUUAAACAAUGGCUUUCUGCAAAUAGAUUAUCUCUUAAUCUAGUCAAAACUGAGUAUCUACUAAUAGGAUCUCGGUUCAACAUAAAUAAUUUACUUGCUGCUCCAAAUGUAUUUGUUGGUGAUACACCAAUUAAAAAGGUCAAAGAAACAAAAGCGCUUGGAGUUCAUAUUGACGAGUUUCUAUUGUGGGAUAAGCAUAUUGAUAAAAUUGCUAAGAAGAUUUCAUCCGGAAUUGGGGCGAUCAGAAAGCUAAAAUCUUGUGUGGAUCAUAAUACAUUAAUUUGUGCUUAUAAUGCACUUAUACUUCCACACCUAGAUUAUUGUUGCGAAGUUUGGGACACCAUUGGUGCCACACUUUCUGAUCGACUCGAGAAACUACAAAUUAGGGCAGCUAGAGUUAUUACUGGCCAUAAAAACGAACAUGGUCAAUCUGAACUUGCUCCAGACGAACUGAAAUGGAAACCUUUAAGUGAACGCAGAACACAUUUCGUAGCAAGUCUUAUGUAUAAAAUAACUCGCGAACUGGCGCCAAAACGACUAACCAAUAUUUUUCAAAGGACGUCUUCCUCUUAUUACUAUAAUAUGCGAGGCUCUUCCACCAAACUCUUUUUGCCCAAACCUAAGACUGAAUAUCUUAAAAAAAGUCUUAGUUAUAGAGGAGCGAAAUUGUGGAACAGCCUUUCUGAUGAAGCAAGAAACAAACACACACUCUUGCUUCGUUUAAUUCAUGUAUACGACACCUGGCCAAUUAAUUAAUUGAUUAACUAACUAAUUAAUAAAAUAAUUACGUUAAUUUAAAAUAUUGAACAGUACUGACAUUAAUUUAAUUUGUAAAUAAUUAUAUACUAGUUGUAUUUGUAAAUGUAUUGUAAUUGUUGUUAACUGUAAUGUAAUGUAAAGUAUGACCAUAAUUUGUAUCAAUUGUAUUUUUUUAACUAUUUAAAUCUACGCCCCCCUUGGAAAUCAGCCUUCGCUGUAGGGGUUAGCGUAGUUAAAUAAAGUUUUACCUACCUACCUUUACCUACCUACCUAGUGUGAGACAGAGUGAAUGUAACAACAGUGACAAGUGUCAUUUGUAUAGCCCGUGCGCUAAUUUGGGAUCGUGUAUCGUGAUUUGUGAGAAUUUUACCUUUUUAUUCAUUAUUUUUAUUUGUGGAUAUUUUUAAUAAAACCUAUAAACCAAAAAGAGUGAUUGUGUCGAGAACUACAGUUCAACGGAGGGAACAUUUUCGACAUAGUGGCACCUCCGACGGGAUAAGUGUACCGCCAGUUUAUUCAAAGAACAUUAAAGUGAACACUUGUACGAGAAUGGAGAAAGAGAUGACGGACCUGGAGACGAAGUUAACGCAACUAAGAACUGGAGUUGAAAGACUUACACAAGCCAUUCUUGACUCAGGUAUAAGCGAGUAGCUAUUAAGCGGCACCUUGAGGCGUUACAAACUACUGCAAAAGAAACGCACGAGUGCAAACGCACUGUUGAGGCAGCUAAAAUAACCGAGAAGGAAGAACUUUCGAAAAUUAAUUAACGAAUUGAGUGACGAAAUUGACCACAAAUUUGACAUAGCUGACGAGGCUAUGAUGCGACUUGAGAAAUGGCUCGUCGACGCGGAACGAGCAGAAAAGUUUGUAACGCAGGAGGAGCAGUUUAAAUACGAGUUAAAGUUGCAAGAGAAAAAGUUAGAAAUGCAAGCUGAACUUGCGAAGCAGUAA
Paramuricea clavata is the source of this 4398-nucleotide messenger RNA. Lineage: Eukaryota; Metazoa; Cnidaria; Anthozoa; Malacalcyonacea; Plexauridae. The record is from the annotation of a GenBank genome assembly.